Prinia subflava (tawny-flanked prinia) is the source of this 1325-nucleotide messenger RNA. It is a transcript of the gene TIMP4, whose product is annotated as TIMP metallopeptidase inhibitor 4. The transcript is spliced from 5 exons. Gene Ontology annotation, biological process: response to hormone; negative regulation of endopeptidase activity; response to cytokine. Gene Ontology annotation, cellular component: extracellular matrix. Gene Ontology annotation, molecular function: metalloendopeptidase inhibitor activity; protease binding. The coding region runs from base 1 to 867 and encodes 288 amino acids. The record is from RefSeq and is a predicted model, not a curated record. Lineage: Eukaryota; Metazoa; Chordata; Aves; Passeriformes; Cisticolidae.
AUGUCCGGGCGGCUCGGAGGCGGCCAGCACCGGCAGCGCUCGGGGCGAGCGGGCAGCGCAUCCCGGGCACCGCACCCGCACCGAGCAUCGCAUCCCGCACCGAGCAUCGCAUCCGAGCAUCGCAUCCGAGCAUCGCAGCGCGGCCGGGACAGCCGUGCAGAGCCUUCCCCCGAGCGGAGCAUGAGCCGAGCGGGCAGCGGGAGCCCCUGGAGCCCCGGGAGCCGGGGGGCAGCGCUGGUGCUGGCGCUGGCGCUGGCGCUGCCCGCGGCCGUGCGCGGCUGCAGCUGCGCCCCCGCGCACCCGCAGCAGCUGCUGUGCGAUGCCGCGCUGGUGAUCCGAGCAAAAAUAUCCAGUGAAAAGGUGGUUCCUGCCAGUGAUGAUCCCCUUGAUACCCACAAAAUGAUCCGGUAUGAAAUCAAACAAAUAAAGAUGUUUAAAGGAUUUGAAAAGCUCAAGGAUGUCCAGUAUGUCUACACCCCUUUGGAUUCAUCACUCUGUGGAGUGAAGCUAGAAGCCAACAACAAAAAACAGUAUCUUCUAACAGGCCAAAUUUUAAAUGAUGGCAAAGUGCUGAUCCAUUUGUGCAACUACAUAGAGCCGUGGGAUGAUUUAUCCUUGUCUCAGAAGAAGAGCCUGAACCAGAGGUACCAGAUGGGCUGUGGCUGCAAGAUCACCACGUGCUACAUGGUGCCCUGCUCCAUCACGGCGCCCAACGAGUGCCUGUGGACGGACUGGCUGAUCGAGCGGCGCCUCUACGGCCACCAGGCCCGGCACUACGCCUGCAUCAAGAGGAGCGACGGCACCUGCAGCUGGUACCGAGGGGGGCCUCCCCCGGAGAAGGAGUUCAUCGACAUCAGCGAGCCCUGAGGCGCUCCCGCUCCCCGGAACGCGGCCCUGGGGGCUCCUUGCGCCCGCCCCGCGCGCUCACAGCUCCCGCGGCCGCGUUGUCUGGCUUAGAAAACAAACACCAGCUGUCCCCGCGGGGCUGGCGUGGGGCAGGGCCAGGGACAAAGGUCCUGGGCUCCGCUCUGCUCUGCACAGAGGGCUGGCAGUGUCCCCCGAGGCGGAGCGAGUCCCCUUUUUUGCCAAUAUGAAUGUACGAGAACAAAAGAGUUGCCACGGUUUUGUCCCCCCUGUUUGAUAACCUGCAGAUCGUGUUUUAUCCCGAAUCUUUCCGAUGAACUACGGAAUGUUUUAUAGAACUGUUUUGUUGUUUUGUUUUUUUCUGUAUGAAAGUCUUGGAUACGACAGAAUUAUUGUACAGUGUAUAUGUAAAGUAUUAUAACAAUGUGCUAUUAAAAAAAAGAUAAAAAGAUUCACAAAUA